Trichoplax adhaerens is the source of this 657-nucleotide messenger RNA. RefSeq lists its product as uncharacterized. Bases 1 to 657 code for a protein of 218 amino acids. The record is from RefSeq and is a predicted model, not a curated record. The transcript has 3 exons. NCBI's taxonomy places the organism in Eukaryota, Metazoa, Placozoa, Uniplacotomia, Trichoplacea, Trichoplacidae.
AUGGUUUGGGAGAAACCAGAGAUUCAGCAUUUAAUCUCUUUAUGGAGGGAAAAAUCUGUCCUUUGGGAUGCUAAUCAUAAAGAACAUCACAGAAAUGACGCUAGAUCAGUUGCUCGGAGGCAAAUUGCCGUAGCAGUCGGUAAACCAAUCAAUGAGAUUGUGAAGAAAUUGCACAGUUUACGCUCACAAUACGGCCGUGAACAGGCUAAAAUUGCAGUUAGCGUUAAAUCUAGUUCUGCUGAAAAUGAUGUUUAUACGCCAAAGUGGCCAUUUUAUGAAGAAUUAUCUUUCUUGCGGGAGAAGAAGCAGUCAAUACCUAACUCUGAAUUACAGCAAUUGCAAAAUAAUUCAGGUCGCGGUGAAAUUACUCGAUUAAAUGAGAGUUCUGCCGAUACUGAUGCUGUUGAAUACGUACAGCUCGAAGCUGGCUGUAAACGAAAAGCAAAUGCCGAAGAAUUAAUCGUGUCUGCUAUGACUAUACUAGACAAGGCUAGAGUAAAUAUGGACUGCCAAAAUGGUUACCUCCUAUAUGGAAAAGACGAAACGGAUGCGUUCUGUGUUUUAGUGUCUAAAAUGCUUCGAAGAAUUAAGGAUGCUCAAAAAUUAGAUCGAUGCAAAUUGGAUUUAUUGCAACGUAUUAUAGCUCACUUGUAUUAA